AUGUCUGAUUUAUCGGCGAUCCGAUCUCGCAGAAGAUACAGAGGCACAGACGACACAUCACAAUACACGACACAAGGGGGAACAGCAGCACAACUUGGACAGACAGCGAUCAAUUUUGACUUUCAGCAGCCCGAAGUCAAGGAGCAUAAUUUUCAGCAAACCGUCUCCACCUCGAUCAAUACCGUUUUUGGGGCCUCGACAACACAACUUUGGAAUUCAGCACAAGAAGCGUUUUCAUCGUUUCAACCAUCGUAUUACUUGCCCACAUCAUCGAGUUUCUCUAAUCUUCCUCCAUCAGAGCCCGAGGAACCUGCUUCUAAAGAUCCUGAGCUUAUCUGGUUUGGAAAAGAGGAAAAAAUCCCUGCAAAUAUGCCGUCUCGAGAUCGAACCACCGAAUUCAAAACAACCGCAAAAUCGUUUCAAAUGAAACAGCAAGGAAAUGGUUUCCCUCAAGCGUCACACAAAAAUGGAGUCAUCAAUGAAUCGAUUCAAUUCAAUCAAAUUGCCAAGCGCAUUGGAAGGGAUAUGUCUUUGACAUGUGCAAAAAUGGAACGGUUGGCUGAAUUGGCGAAGAAAAAGAGCUUAUUCAAUGAUGGACAUGAAGUAGAGGGUCUUUCCAAAGAUAUCACCGAGGCUAUCAAAGCGUUGAAUAAACAAAUCGCCGCUCUGCAAGAAUAUUCGCGUAAAAGAAAUGGACAAACGACAUCUAAACAGGGACAAGGUCACUCCAAUUUGGUUGUUGUUGGAUUGCAGUCCAAACUAGCAAACGUUUCGAAAGAUUUUCAAACGGUUUUAGAAGUUCGAACCGAGAACUUGAAGCAUCAAAAGUCCAGGCGUGAGAUGUUCUCGAUGGCUGGCCCAGAAAUUAGUUCUCUACCGACUUCAAGUGGAACGCCAAUGAUUCGAUCGCGUCUUUUGGAUGAUGAUGCAAGUGCUGGAGGUAGUGUGACUUUGAAUAUGGAUUUGCUUGCGCCGCAUCAAUCACAACAGGUUUACGCCGAUCAAUCAACUGCUUAUGCCCAAGCUCGCUCGGAUACGAUGGCUUUGAUUGAAGGAUCUGUUUCAGAACUUGGUCAAAUCUUCUCUCAACUUGCACGACUUGUCUCUGAACAAGGGGAAAUGAUCGAGAGGAUCGACUCCAAUGUUGAAGACACUGCAAUCAACAUUGAUGCGGCGCAUACAGAGAUUCUUCGCUACUUCCACUCGAUCAGUCAAAAUCGCUGGUUGAUGAUCAAAAUGCGAGUAUCGGCAGCACUCAUUGUGUGGUCAUCUUUCGCGAUGACGGCGGCCACGGUGACGCACGCCUUUCUCAUCCACAAGCAAUUCUACCCGUCGAUUGUCUACCUCACAAAAAGCAACGCUUCAAUGGCGGUUAUCUACACGCAGGCUAUCAUUCUCGCCUACUUGGUCUUUCAGCUAAUGAGACGGAUAUUCUUCGGUGACUUGAGAGCUAGCGAAAGCGAACAUCUUAGCGAACGGACAUAUGCGGCCAUAAUGGAGACUUGUUUAGCAUUCACUGUUUUCAGGGACGAGUUCAAUUCUACGUUUGUGAUGCAAUUUGGCCUUUUGUUAUUUGUCAAGGCUUUUCAUUGGCUAUCAGAAGAUCGAGUGGACAUGAUGGAAAGAAGUCCGGUGAUCACUCUCAAAUUUCAUCUACGAAUGAUGGCGCUGGUUUGCCUUCUUGGUGGUAUUGACUCUUUUAUGGUAUCUCAUGCCUACUUCACCACUUUGAUUCGUGGAGCGAGUGCACAAAUUGUAUUUGGAUUUGAAUACGCAAUUUUGAUGACCGUUGUGUUCCACGUAACAAUCAAGUACGUUCUUCAUAUGCACGACCUUCGAUCAGCAACUCAAUGGGAGAACAAGACCGUUUACAUGCUUCAUACUGAACUUUUUAUAAAUGCGAUUCGAUGUGGAAUCUACUUUUGUUUUAUGGCAUUCAUGCUGAAGGUUCACACAUUCCCAUUGUUUGCUGUUCGACCAUUCUAUCACUCGCUAAGGGACUUCAAGAAGGCACUUGCCGACGUGGUUUUGUCACGACGUGCAAUCAAUGCAAUGAACAAUCGUUUCCCGGUUGUUUCUGCAGAAGAACUUUCGAGAAUGGAUGCCACUUGUAUCAUUUGCAGAGAAGAAAUGACCGUCGAAUCAGCUCCAAAACGUUUGCCCUGCAACCACGUCUUCCACUCAAAUUGCCUCCGCAGUUGGUUCCAGCGACAGCAAACGUGCCCGACUUGUCGAACAAAUAUUCUCAACAAUGUUCCAACCGCUCCAGCACAAAACGCGGCUCCCGGAGCUAACAACAAUGCGAUGAACAAUAACAAUAAUGGGGUUGCGUUUGGAAAUGUUCAGGGAAUGGCAAUGCGGAUUCCGCCAAACUUUUUUCCACUCAUGGCGCAUCAGUUUGCCCAUCAGCCACCUCCGGUGCCACCACAAAAUGCUGAAAGGCAAAAUCAACAAGGCGGCGAGGCUCAAGCUGAACAGCCAAUGCCCGAUCACGCACCUUUCACCAUGCCGCCUUUCAUGUUUCAACCACCACCACCACCACCGAUGUUUGGAAUGCCUGGAAUGUUUCCACCUCCGCCAUUUCCUUUUCCACCUCGUCCGAGUUUCAGCGGACUCACUGAUGAAGAGCUUCGACAACUUGAAGGCAAUACUCGAGGCGCCCUUGAAGCACGUAUUCAGACGCUGAGCAACAUUUCGUCGUUACUUGACGCAGCUGUUCUUCAGAUGCAACAAUACAUUUCGAUUGUCAGCAUGCCUUUGACUUCUUUCAACGCGACUGAAACGCCAUCCACUAGCGAAAGACCAAACGACACGCCGACAACCACGCCGACGCCGACAAUACCUACUCCAAAGCUGAACACGACGUUUGGUCCAUCAUCGAGUAACAGUGGAAUUACGGCAUCAAGCAAUUCGGAAGCUGAAGCAUCCUCAACUAAAGUCGAGCCAAGCGACGAGAAAGCGACCACAUCGGAUAUUGGGCCAAAUGGGGACGAUGGCGAGAUGCCGCCAUCAACAAGCGAAAACACAAAUGAUCCUCUUGAUGCAAUGCGACAACGGCGCUUACAGAAAUUUGCCAAGACGGAA
This is a messenger RNA of Mesorhabditis belari, 3084 nucleotides long. The record is from the annotation of a GenBank genome assembly. NCBI's taxonomy places the organism in Eukaryota, Metazoa, Nematoda, Chromadorea, Rhabditida, Rhabditidae.